Messenger RNA from Botrytis cinerea B05.10, 1947 nucleotides. RefSeq lists its product as hypothetical. Bases 796 to 1806 code for a protein of 336 amino acids. The transcript is spliced from 2 exons. The record is from RefSeq and is a predicted model, not a curated record. Gene Ontology annotation, cellular component: fungal-type vacuole; plasma membrane. NCBI's taxonomy places the organism in Eukaryota, Fungi, Ascomycota, Leotiomycetes, Helotiales, Sclerotiniaceae.
GAGUGGUUCGGAUUCGUUUAGCGAGCUUGCUGAUAGGUUGAGAUAAGAGAAAGAACGGAUACUUGGAACCGCUUAAAUGUGAGAAAUGAAAUUUGCUGGCCGAGCUGGCUCGCAAGCCCGACAAGGCGAAACAUGAAGUCUUUGUUUUGAUUUCUGUCUUGUAGCGUCGUGUACCAGUUCAUAUUUGAGUGAGCGAAAUAGCUUUAGAACAACUGAUCAUCAGCCUUAGGAAACUAUUAAACGUUAUUUUCGCUGAGAUUUCCUUCAAUUUUGAAUCAGAGAAGAUUCUAUCACUCCAACAAACGGAGUAGAUGCCUAGAUGCCGCUAUUCCCAUUGCGCUAGUCAGUACUAAGUAAAACUUGACGAUCAGACCCAUGCUUGCUCCGAACGCCCAUCUCAUUCCUCCACUUACAAACAUGGGCUUGUUCCCUCAGCAAAGCGACUGCAGUGCUGUCUACAAUCCAGUUAAUACGUAAAAAAAUGCUGACAAUUCCCACGUAAGUUUCUUUUCUCUUUUACCGUCUUUCUGGCAAUUUAAGGGAAAUUUAUCUCUUUCCCAUAUCUGAUAUCAUUUUUGCCUCCGAACGGGAACGGGAAUCGUUUUCACGCCGUGUAAGAUUUUACUUGUCACUUUCGCCGCACCCUUACGUCUUACUUUUUCCCUCGUAUAUUGAUAUUCUCAGCCUUUCACCUGUUGAGUCAGUCUCCGGACACUCUUUAUUAUCUGGCUUUCUAUCAUCCCAUAAACUGAGGGACAACCUUCAUCGAUAUUUCAUUCUCGCACUAUCGCCACCAUGAAUUUCCUUCUUAUGCUUCUCCCUCGAAACAAACUCGAUAGAUUUGCGGAUUGCACAGUUGACACAUGCCCGAUCUCUACAUCAUAUUAUUUUUAUCGUGUAUCAAUAGGCGCAAACGCGGCUUUUCUCGCUCUUUUUAGCAUUUCAUUCCUUGGAUUUGUCUUUACAUAUGCAUUCACUCGUCGCGCAACCGCCUUCACAUUCGCUAUGUGCGCCGGUGUUAUACUUGAAGUAAUCGGCUAUGCGGGUCGCAUAAUGAGUUGGGAGAAUCAAUGGAAACAAGAUGGAUUCUUAAUGCAGAUCGUUUGCCUAACAAUCGCGCCGGCAUUUAUGGCGGGAGGAAUUUAUUUGUGCUUGAGAAGAAUCGUAUAUGCUUUUGGACCGGAAAAUUCAAGGAUUAGUCCUGAAGCCUAUACCAGAAUUUUUAUUCCAUGUGAUCUUAUGUCACUUCUCCUGCAAGCUGCAGGUGGUGGUUUGGCAUCCGCAGCCUCACACUCCGGCAAAUCUCCAGAUACCGGUGAUAACAUCAUGGUAGCUGGUCUCGCGUUCCAAGUUUUCACGCUAUUCAUUUUCAUGAUCCUCUGUGUCGAUUUCGCAAUACGCACACGCUCCCGAUACCGCUCCCUCGGUACCGCCGCAUUCGAUCAAAAUCCCGCUUUCAUAACACUUCGCUCUUCUAAAGGGUUUAAGGGGUUUUUGAUCGCUCUUGCCCUUGCUACAAUUUGUAUCUUCUGGAGAUCUGUAUACAGAGUCGCGGAAUUAGCGGAAGGAUGGACUGGAAAUCUUAUCAAGAAACAAAAUCUAUUCAUCGGAUUCGAAGGGGUUAUGGUUAUUGUGGCCUGUUUCGCACUAAACCUAUUUAACCCUGCCAUUACCUUCAAGGAAGCAAUGACUGGGUUGGGUGGUUUAGGUACGAAGAAGAAGAUGAAGAAGUCAGGAGAAGGGACCAGUGAAGGGGUCAGUGGCAGCAACAGCGAUCUUGAGGCUGUUAAGGUAGCCCCUGUUUAGAUUGUCUGUGCGAUUUGACUUAGCAACAGUUUGGGAAUGUGUUUACGAAUGACAUCUCAUACCAUUUUACGAGCGUUCAUAGUUUUCUUCUAGAUAGCAUACGUAGAUUAGAAAUAUAUUUAUAUUGAUUGAGGGUUUGUA